Messenger RNA from Danio aesculapii, 844 nucleotides. RefSeq lists its product as uncharacterized. The transcript has 4 exons. The coding region runs from base 157 to 783 and encodes 208 amino acids. The record is from RefSeq and is a predicted model, not a curated record. NCBI's taxonomy places the organism in Eukaryota, Metazoa, Chordata, Actinopteri, Cypriniformes, Danionidae.
UGGAGCAGUCUGUACCAUCGGUUGCUCCGCCCAAUUCAACACAUUUCAGAUGGUUAAAACGCAUAAGAAGGCUGUCUUAAAUGAAAAUUAUGUUUGGAUAUUCUCUAGGCUACUGCUUAUAUCUUGACUUCAUUAAUAAAGAUAUUGAGGGAAUACAUGGAGUCCAGGAAGAUGGCUGCAUUGUUUUGGGACUUGGAUGGUUCUGCAACUCCUCCAAAGACUCCACCUCUACACUUCGGCUCUGAGUUCAGGAAUACCAGCUCUGUGAGUUCCUAUGGUGGUUCACCAGUGCAAGGCAGUUUAGACCGGGCUUCAUUUGAGCAAGUGGAGUUCUCAAGAUUAAAUCCCUCCAGAACUAAAGACAAACCAGAAGUAGAGUGGCAAAUGGUAAUGUCUACUCGCCCAUUAAUUGGAUGGGAAAAAAUAGCCCAAAGGGAGGGUCUGCAGGACCAGAGGAAGGGGUCUUACAACAGCCUGCCAAGAGCGCAUUUUGUUCAGCCAAAUAGAGAAUGGAGUGAUUUUUCACCUUACACUAAUGACUUCUGGUUGAAUGGUAAAGAUGCCAAGAACAUUGCUCAGUCCCCCAGGACCAGCCGAAAGCUGCACCCGCUGACACAGCCGGGCUUCUACAGUCCAAAAAUCCCACGAUCAAAACACUGCGAAGCUGCGCAGUCCACAAAAAAGUCUUUAAAAGGAUCUUCCUCUACAAACAACUUAAAGGAGUUCUGUGCUCUUACAUUGCCUAUUCCAUGCUCCAAAACAGCUGUUCUGAAAACCAGGUGAGAUGCAUAAAUCAUUUCAAACCACAGCACCUAUUUAUAAGACCAGAUUACUUUUUUGUUUG